AUGCCAAUACUGUGCGUCUCGAAACGCAUGCGCAGAAGCCAUGCAUUCAAGCAGGCCGCUUCGGCCAGACAUCGUGCGAGAGUUCCCGCCGCCCGGGCUGGGGGUGACGUGCGCACUGUAAAGUCCGCUGUGCCGCAUCGCCCGUGUAUCGUUUCACGGGGCGCAAGUAUUCGCAGGUUCACAGCGCCGUCGCGAAUACCCUCGCGCCUCGAGCGGCCCAACAUCACGACUUAAAAAGGGUUUUGGCCCCGACGAGGUUUGACUUCACUACGUACGUACACGGUACACCAGUCCGCUGCCUCGCAUACUCGCGACAGCCACGAGUAGUGUGGCGCCGACUGAUCAGGCAGCCUUGCUUGGAUAGGUCUCUACCCCGCACGUUCGUUAGGCUGUUCUACCCGGACGGCCAGCCGCCCAAGAGGAUGCUAGCAAGAGUGUCAACUACGGACUCGCCGUUUCCAGGCCACUUUCGCACCUCCGUUGUUGAGACGUACCUGCCCUCCGCCGACUUCCAACGUCUUGUUUUCGUGAGUACCCACCCGUUCUUUCCGGCAUCCUCAUCGCUUUCGCCUCGUCGCUGACAAUGGUCGCGUUCCCUUCCCUUGCACACCCUCUGGACAUUGACAGGGUGUGUACUCACGAUCACGAGAUUUCGGAAAGUCGGCGGAGGGCUGGGUAUGUCCCAAGGACGGAUGGAUGGCUUGCGUCAUCUUGGGGUGCUGGUUGUCCUGGUAG
Molecule: messenger RNA, 735 nt
Organism: Microbotryum saponariae
Lineage: Eukaryota; Fungi; Basidiomycota; Microbotryomycetes; Microbotryales; Microbotryaceae
Source: the annotation of a GenBank genome assembly